AUCCCACGCCCACCGAAUGCCUUCAUUCUCUUCCGCUCGCAUUUCAUUGCAUCCCGGAAAGUCUCGACGGACGUCGAAAACCAGAACAAUAAGCUCUCUAUGAUAAUCGGCCAUGUCUGGAAAGGCAUGUCGGCGGAGGAGAAACGUCCUUUUGAGCGCCUCGCGGAUAUCGAGAAGGAGAAGCAUGCUCAGCUCUAUCCUGACUACAAGUACUCCCCUGCCUCGCGGAAGAACACUCCUCGACGAGGAAGCCGCACCACCAAGGCCGAACGGGAGCGAUGCAAGCAGAUUGGUUCAUUCGUACAGCAUGGCGUGCAUGGUUCCGCCCUCGACAAGAUUGUCCAGGAGUCGGGCCCGUGCAUCGCAUUCUCGGAUGACGAGCUCUCGCCAUCGCCAUCACCCUCGAUUCGUUCUUCGUCCAUGCCCCAUACCCCGGAGCAUUCAAUGUCUCCCGAGCCAGGGCGAUUCGAGCGGGCUUCUUCAGAUCAUGUCCCGAGCAUGUAUCCCUCGAAUGCGGUUCCCAUGGUAAGAGCCUCUUUCUCUCGCGACAAUCUAUAUUGCUGA
Molecule: messenger RNA, 564 nt
Organism: Punctularia strigosozonata HHB-11173 SS5
Lineage: Eukaryota; Fungi; Basidiomycota; Agaricomycetes; Corticiales; Punctulariaceae
Exons: 2
Biological process (GO): cell differentiation; negative regulation of transcription by RNA polymerase II; anatomical structure morphogenesis
Molecular function (GO): DNA-binding transcription factor activity, RNA polymerase II-specific; RNA polymerase II cis-regulatory region sequence-specific DNA binding
Source: RefSeq, a predicted model, not a curated record